GGAGGAGGUGGAGGCGGAGGCGGAGGCGGAGGAGGGCGGCGUCCAUGAAGCCGGCCCGCGCCUGCAGGAGGAGGCCAUGAACGGCGACGGGACCGAGAGCGACUGGCAGGGGCUGGUGAGCGAGUACCUGGUGUGUAAAAGAAAGCUGGAGAGUAAAAAGGAAGCCCUGCUGAUCCUCUCCAAGGAGCUGGACACAUGCCAGCAAGAAAGGGACCAGUACAAACUCAUGGCCAAUCAGCUUCGGGAGCGCCAUCAGUCCCUGAAGAAGAAGUACCGGGAGCUGAUUGAUGGAGAUCUGUCACUUCCCCCUGAAAAGAGGAAACAGGCUAAUCUUGUACAACUACUGCGAGAUUCUCAGGACCGAAAUAAACAUCUGGGAGAAGAAAUUAAAGAACUUCAGCAAAGGCUUGCAGAAGUCCAGGGCGACAAUAAGCUUUUGAGGAUGACAAUUGCCAAACAGAGGCUCGGAGACGAAGAAAUUGGCGUGCGGCAUUUUGCAGCCCAUGAGCGUGAAGACUUGGUUCAGCAGCUGGAAAGAGCUAAGGAACAGAUAGAGUCUCUGGAGCAUGACCUGCAGGCCUCCGUGGAUGAGCUUCAGGACGUUAAAGAAGAACGGUCUUCCUACCAGGACAAAGUGGAGAGGCUCAACCAGGAGCUAAACCAUAUCCUGGGUGGGCACGAGAACCGCAUCAUUGACGUGGAUGCCCUCUGUAUGGAGAACAGGUACCUUCAAGAGCGAUUAAAGCAACUCCACGAAGAGGUCAACCUCUUGAAAUCAAACAUCGCCAAGUAUAAGAACGCUCUUGAAAGACGGAAAAACUCGAAAGGCCAGAGUAAAUCUAGCAGCAGUGCGCUGACUGGAGUCCUAUCUGCAAAGCAAGUUCAGGAUCUGUUAUCCGAAGAUCACGGGUGCAGUCUCCCAGCCACUCCACAGUCCAUUUCUGAUCUGAAAUCUCUGGCAACAGCCCUGCUAGAGACAAUCCACGAGAAAAACAUGGUCAUCCAGCACCAGAGGCAGACCAACAAAAUCCUAGGGAAUCGGGUGGCUGAACUGGAGAAAAAAUUAAGAACUCUGGAAGUUUCUGGUUUGUGGAGUCUUCCAGGCCUGAGCUACAAUGUUUCAGUAGGAUUCGGGAGGGGCAAGGACACCAUACUGUUCAGUGACCCUGCUCUCCCCACCAUACAGAGAUCAAGAUCCCCACUGCUGAAGUUCAUCGAGCAGCCCACUGAGAACAAAGCAAAUUCCGAGGACGGGGAGGCCCAGAGGCCAGAACGAGAUGAAAGCCGGGCCACUACUGAGGCACUGAUCGCACCGGAGGAUGCUGGAAGACCGGCCAGCCGCUCCCCAGCAACUCAGAGCCAUGGGAACCAGUGCAACCCCUUUCAUCCUUCAUCACCCCGGGUAGCAUCUGAGGAAGAAGGCAUAAACAGGCUUGGAGGGGAAAGAAUGAAACUGACAGAGGCAGAACCUGAAGCGGUCAGAAGAGCGAGUCUCGGAGAGACUCAGAGGCACGAGCCGGGGACAGCCCCACCGGGCCUGGCCUCCAAGGGGGAGGUCCCCAAAUCUUGCCUGGGCUCCUUUGAGUCCAGCCAGGCGGCAGUCGAAGCCUCCAGCCCGGAGGACAGCAAAGAGACCCCAGAGGGUGGCGGCACGAGGAGCGCAGUGAAAACCUGAAGAGAAAAGAGACCCAUGUGGUGACACGUCUACAGUGCAGGGGGCGGUAAAGAAUUAAGUGUCUGAGCAGCUCUCAGAAGCUGCUUUCUCCUCACACUUCCAAGUCUACAAGUGAGAAGAGACACAGGUCCUUUGGCAAACUGUGAAUAUCCUGAUGAUGCCAGCCCAGUUUGAUUUAUUAAAUGCGCGUCCUCAA
Messenger RNA from Lontra canadensis (Northern American river otter), 1871 nucleotides. RefSeq names its product coiled-coil domain containing 149 (gene CCDC149). NCBI's taxonomy places the organism in Eukaryota, Metazoa, Chordata, Mammalia, Carnivora, Mustelidae. The record is from RefSeq and is a predicted model, not a curated record. The transcript has 13 exons. The coding region runs from base 77 to 1675 and encodes 532 amino acids.